AUGCUUCAGUUAUUAAAAGCUUUCACUGAUUUAUCAGAUAAGGAUUGGUUAUAUAAGCUUCCUAAGCUUCCUUUAGUAGAAUUUGCAUAUAAUAGCCAUCCAAAUAAAUCAACAAAAUUAUCUCCAUUUCAAGUUGACAUUAGUUUUAAUCCUCGACCACCAAACAUUGAUUCAAGAGUAUUUCAAAAUGCACCAACUAAUUUAGUUCCUCUUUCUGCCAAAGAUGGUAUGGGUUUUAAGAAAUUAUUACAUUUUCAUAAUGAAUUAGUUAAACAUAAUAUGUUAGAUGCACAAACUGCAGCUGAGAAGCAAUAUAAUAAAAAUCGUAAAGAAUUGAUUUUGAAUGUUAAAGAUAAAGUAUUAAUUCAUCGUAAUGCUAAAAUAUUUUCAUCAAAUUUUAAAAUAACCAAACAAACCAAUUUGUACUUUGGGCCUUAUUAUGUUAGUAGAGUUUUUGAAGGAAAUCCAAAUAUUUAUGAAAUUGUGUGGUUUUCAAAAAAAGCACAAUUUAUACCGUGUUCGAAAACUUUGACUUCAAAACAAGCAGUUGCAUUAUUUAUUGAUGAUAUUUUUAAACUUCAUGGUAUGCCAGAUGAAAUUAUUUCUGAUAAUGAUGUAAGAUUUCAAAGACCUUGUAUAGUGGGAGUUCAUUAUAAAGUUGGUAAAAAAAUAGGUGAAGGUUCUUUUGGAAUUAUAUUUGAAGGUAUAAAUAUACUAAAUAAUCAACAAGUUGCAAUAAAAUUUGAACCAAGAAAAUGUGAAGCUCCACAAUUAAGAGAUGAAUAUAGAUCUUAUAGAAUAUUAAAUAAUACUCAAGGAAUUCCUCAAGCUUAUUUUUUUGGUCAAGAAGGUGUACAUUCUAUAUUAAUUAUUGAUUUAUUAGGUCCAUCAUUAGAAGAUUUAUUUGAUUGGUGUAAUAGAAAAUUUAGUGUUAAAACUGUAAUACAAGUUGCUAAACAAAUGAUUCAAAGAGUUGAAACAAUUCAUGAACACAACCUAAUUUAUCGAGAUAUAAAACCUGAUAAUUUUUUAAUUGGAAGACCUGAUUCUUUAGAAGCUAAUCAAAUAUUUGUUGUUGAUUUUGGAAUGGCAAAACAAUAUAGAGAUCCAAAAACUAAAACUCAUAUACCAUAUAGAGAAAAAAAAGCAUUAAGUGGAACAGCAAGAUAUAUGUCAAUAAAUACUCAUUUAGGAAGAGAACAAUCAAGAAGAGAUGAUUUAGAAAGUUUAGGUCAUGUAUUUAUGUAUUUUUUAAGAGGUUCAUUACCAUGGCAAGGUUUAAAAGCUCCAACAAAUAAACAAAAAUAUGAAAAAAUUGGAAUGAAAAAACAAUCAACUCCUGUAAAUGAUUUAUGUUAUGGAUUACCAAUACAAUUUGCUCAAUAUUUAUCAUAUGUUCGAAAUUUAAAAUUUGAUGAAAAACCAGAUUAUAAAUAUUUAAUUGGAUUAAUGGAUAAAGCUAUGCUUUCAUUAGGAUAUGUGGAGGAUGGACAUUAUGAUUGGAUGGAUUUAAAUAAUGGUAAAGGUUGGGAUGCAUCUUUGAAUAAAAAGGCAAAUUUACAUGGUUAUGGUAAUCCUCAUCCUCCUAGAAAGUUGCAGAAUCCACAACAGCAGCAGCAGCAACAAUCAUCACCACAACAUCAACCUCAACAAAAACAAAGAAGUAAUUCAUACACACAUCAAAAUAACCCAUAUUAUCAAAACAAUCAACUGCCACUGUCACAACAACCAUUAUUGGGGAAAGAUUCAAGAAAUGGAUCAUUUUCAAGACAUCAAAAAUCGAAAUAUGGAAAUUAUCAAUCUAUAAAUCAACCACCACCAAAUAAUAUGAAUGGAAAUUCUAAAUUUAUAAAAUCAUCUUCACAAUAUCAAAUAAAUCAUAACCAGAAUAAUAAUAAUAAUGGCCAUAAUAAUCAUAAUCAAAAUGGUGAAGAAGAUUUACAUUCUGAUACUUCAAGUUUUAAUAGGAAAAAAAGCUGGUCUUGCAGAGUUUAG
Messenger RNA from Lodderomyces pseudojiufengensis, 1995 nucleotides. RefSeq names its product casein kinase. Bases 1 to 1995 code for a protein of 664 amino acids. Gene Ontology annotation, biological process: endocytosis; peptidyl-serine phosphorylation; signal transduction. The transcript is spliced from 4 exons. Gene Ontology annotation, molecular function: ATP binding; protein serine/threonine kinase activity. The record is from RefSeq and is a predicted model, not a curated record. Lineage: Eukaryota; Fungi; Ascomycota; Pichiomycetes; Serinales; Debaryomycetaceae. Gene Ontology annotation, cellular component: nucleus; cytoplasm.